UGACGAGUGUAAUUUGGUGGAUAAUAAUUGCUUUAAGGGUGGCGCCAAUUGUACAAACACUGUAGGGUCAUUCAACUGCACCUGCCAGACUCGAUAUUUCUGGAAUGGCAUGAAAUGCGAAGCCGAUGGUUGUCACAACUACACAAAUCUGACAGAUUCUAACAGAAAAAGCGAUUACGAUACACCCGACUAUGGUCCUUCUCUGUGUGACAAUAAUCUUCAGGGAUGGCAUCGUUUUGUGGGAGCUGCAGGAAUAAAAAUGCCAACGACACGUGUGCCAGCAUACAGAUGUGGUACAGACUGGUCAGGUUGGUUGAUGACUGCUCAUCCUACAGUAGGAGAUGGUGAAGUUUCCGGGAAAGUCUGCUUUAGUGAUCGUUCCAACGAUUGCAAAAGCCACAAAACUAUUUUGGUGAAAAACUGUGGAUUCUACUUUAUCUACAAACUGAGAUUACCAGCAGGUUGCAAUUCGCGUUACUGUGGGACUGAUUAUACGGAGGGCUAAAAGUUUUAAGAAUUAAAAAAAAAAAAAGAAGAAAUUGAAUGUAAAGGUUCUAAAAAUUCCUUUGUAAAUGCAUCUGUUGUUUUAUAU
This is a messenger RNA of Pocillopora verrucosa, 592 nucleotides long. The record is from RefSeq and is a predicted model, not a curated record. Lineage: Eukaryota; Metazoa; Cnidaria; Anthozoa; Scleractinia; Pocilloporidae.